Messenger RNA from Tympanuchus pallidicinctus (lesser prairie-chicken), 548 nucleotides. It is a transcript of the gene LSM6, whose product is annotated as LSM6 homolog, U6 small nuclear RNA and mRNA degradation associated. The transcript is spliced from 4 exons. Gene Ontology annotation, molecular function: RNA binding. Lineage: Eukaryota; Metazoa; Chordata; Aves; Galliformes; Phasianidae. Gene Ontology annotation, biological process: mRNA splicing, via spliceosome; maturation of SSU-rRNA. Bases 159 to 401 code for a protein of 80 amino acids. The record is from RefSeq and is a predicted model, not a curated record. Gene Ontology annotation, cellular component: U4/U6 x U5 tri-snRNP complex; nucleolus; sno(s)RNA-containing ribonucleoprotein complex.
GCGAAGGCGGCGCGGCUCGGGGCGACCGGAACCCGCUGCGCUUUAACGAGCGCGCCCUGCGCGCCGUGUCCCUGCCGCCGUGCCGUAGCGGCCGCCGCUGAUUGGCCGCCUGCGCAGGGCCGGGCGCGCGUAGCGGCGGCUUACCAAGAAAAACCAAGAUGAGUCUACGAAAACAAACUCCUAGUGACUUCCUGAAACAGAUCAUUGGAAGGCCAGUUGUUGUAAAAUUGAAUUCCGGUGUCGAUUACCGAGGUGUCCUGGCUUGCCUGGAUGGGUAUAUGAACAUAGCUCUGGAACAGACAGAAGAAUACGUAAAUGGACAAUUAAAGAACAAGUAUGGGGAUGCGUUUAUCCGAGGAAAUAAUGUAUUGUACAUAAGCACACAGAAAAGAAGGAUGUGAAGAUGCCAGAAGGAGGCUCUUCUGUAUUUGUGACUCUCUCCAAAUGGAUGAGACCUAUUUCAUUUGUAGUUUAUCAUUCACAGGUGGCAUAUUCAAGUGCUUAUUUUUUUUUUUUAAAUAAAUGUAAACCAAUGUAAGCUUCCUGAA